Messenger RNA from Spea bombifrons (plains spadefoot toad), 1701 nucleotides. RefSeq lists its product as uncharacterized. NCBI's taxonomy places the organism in Eukaryota, Metazoa, Chordata, Amphibia, Anura, Pelobatidae. The record is from RefSeq and is a predicted model, not a curated record. Gene Ontology annotation, molecular function: protein binding.
UGGCUUGGUCGUGGCGGGCUGUUCUGGAGCGCGGGAGAUUUCAGAGUGGUGUCGUUGCGGGAUAUCGAUAGAGGAAUAUAGUGUCAUAUGGAGAAAAUGGAGCGAGAUCUGGAGCUGUAUGUUUUGUGUGAUCCACGGAAACCGCCUAUGAGAUUAAAUCGAUUGCCUUCCUGUCCUCGGGAUGCACCUUGUUUUUCUGCCCCUCUGCCAACAUCACUCCCUUCCCAGUUAUUGGUCUUUUGUAUGGGCGACUGGACUGGUUUAUCUGCUGAUGGCGAGAUAGAAGUAAUACUGGAAGGAGUGGCAAAAGAGCACAAAUUAGGAACACUAACAAUGGAGUCCAGAUGCUUUAUCUGGCAAAGAGAUCCUAAUGAUGGUACCUUUGGAGUGUCAGAGACAGGAGAACUGCAUAUCCGUAUGGUGAUUCAUGGGCAGACUAGAGUGAAACAGGAACGUGGGAAAAGAAAGAGAGCACAAGACGAACAGGAAAAUGUUUGCCCCAACAAUGGAGGUUUAAGAGAACUAGUCCCACCACAGAAAAGCAAGGGUGGGACAUUUAAAUUAAGUAACCCCGUGAAGGGAACUGGUGUAACUGCAGGGCCUACACCACGAUGGGGCCAUACCCUCUGUCCUGUUGACUCCAAAACUGUGAUCCUCAUUGGCGGGCAGGGUACACGUAUGCAUUUCUGUAAGGACUCUAUGUGGAAACUUAAUACAGCGGAUAGCAUGUGGUCUCCAGCAGAAGCUCUGACAGAUGGACCUUCUCCAGAGUCACGCACUGGUCACACUGCAGUGUUUGAUCCUGAGAGCCAAAGGAUCUAUGUUUUUGGAGGUUCAAAAAACAAGAAGUGGUUCAAUGAUGUCCAUAUUUUGGAUACAGAUUCUUGGAAAUGGAGCAGUGUGGAGGCUCGGGGAAAGGUUCCACCCCUCUCGUAUCAUAGCUGUUCUUUGUUUCGAGGAGAAAUGUUGUUUGGUGGUGUGUUUCCACGUCCUAACCCAGAACCUGAUGGUUGCAGUGACUCGCUCUACAUUUUUGAUCCACAACAUGAGAUCUGGUAUGAGCCCAUUGUCUUUGGGAAGAAACCACCUGCACGUUCGGGGCAUUCUGCUUGCCUGAUGCGCAGGGAACUCUAUAUUUUUGGUGGUUGGGAUACGCCGGUGUGCUACAAUGAUCUAUAUUUGCUGGAUUUGGGGCUCAUGGAGUUUUCUCCUGUUGAAGUUAAAGGGGGUUGUCCCUCACCUCGCUGCUGGCAUGCAGCAUCCCCCAUCUCAGAUACUCACUUUCUGAUUCAUGGUGGCUAUGACGGCAAUCAGGCUCUAAGUGAUACCCACAUAUUCAACACAGUCACCAAGGCUUGGACUUCAUUGAUUCACAAAUCCUUGCCUCGCUUGCCCCGUGCUGGGCAUUCCAUGCUACCUCUGCCAAGGGUAAAAGAAGAGAGAAGUGAGAAGGGAAUCACACAGGAUCUACUGAUAUUUGGAGGAGGAGAUAACGAGGGGCAGUUUUAUAGAGACACUGUAAGACUGUACCUUACAGACCACUUUAUACAGUAGAAAAAUGUGGGUUCUCUCAGACACCAUGGCCAUGACAUCUCAAAGUUUUCUUUAGAUGCCUGUACACAGUGACAAAUCCCAACCUAGGGCAGCAGGUCAGGGAGUACAGCAGUCCCCCUGGUACAAGAUUUGCCGUUGAUGCUGUGC